AUGCCUUGCGACACUUGCGUCAAACGUAACCUGGAGUCAAACUGUCAGUACGCUGUAAAUGCUGUACGAGGUAGGCCUCAUGUCUCUAGAGAACGCGCUCUCAAUGAUAGGCUGAAGCGCCUCGAGGAGUCGAUUCAGUCCCUUGUGAGGGAAGGCAAAGUGCCACAAACAGCAGAGCAAUCGAAAGAUUUUGGUACAGGAACUCAAAAUAUCGAUAAUAUCAAUAAAGCUAGUCCGACAGAAACCGAUGCUAUCGGAAAUAAAGUCCAGAAAGAGAUUCCCGGCACUCAUGACAGGCAGAGCCAAAGUGUUUAUGUUGAUCCCAUUCAUUGGAUCUCCAUCUUGGGUGAUAUCAAGGAAGUGCGGGAAACUUUGUGGACCGAGGAUGCUUUCUCGUUCAAUGAGUCGACGAAUGAUACUACAAGCCACACCGAAAUAAGCCUUGCAAUUGGCUCAGAAAAUUCAUCGAGUAUCGAUGACAUUCUGAUGGCAAUACCGGCGCGUUCGAUUUGCGACAUGCUGGUGUCACAUUAUUUUAACUCUCGGUAUAUGGUGCUAGGCAUCGUGCACUCGGGAAAGUUCCAAGAGGAGUAUGAUAGUUUUUGGAAAGAACCUCGCCAGACACCAGUACUGUGGAUAGCCCUUUUUCUCUCUAUUCUCAGCAUAUCUAUAAAUCUGCGCCGCAAAGUCCAACCCGAAACCAGCCUGAAUGAUUCAAUGCCCUCGCAUGAUACUCUAUAUGAAAAGACAGCGCAAUGUCUGAUACUCGGUGGCUACAAGACGGCAAAUACCUACGUGCUGGAGGCAUUAAUGCUGCAUCUUCAAAGCAGCUUUCUAAAAGAAAUGAGAAUCAAUACCAGACACUGGAUCGACAUGGGACUUGUCCUCAGAUUAGCCUUCCGGAUGGGCUACCACCGUGACCCAACUGCUUUACCAAGCGCGAUAUCACCAUUCGAAAGCGAAAUGCGUCGCCGAGUCUGGCUUCACAUAUUUCAGCUUGACACGUUGUUGAGCUUCCAAAUCGGUGUUCCAAGCAUGAUUCCUGCCGAAUGUUGUGACUCGCAGGUUCCUCGAAAUUUGUUUGAUGCUGAUAUGCACGUCAAAAUGCCGAGACUGCCCCCGUCUCGGCCAUAUUCGGACUAUACACCUGUGCUCUAUGCCAUCUCCAAAGCCGGGGUGAUGAGUAUAUUCAGAAAAAUCGUUGCACAUACAAUUUCACUUGCUCCAUUGUCCUAUAACGUGACUAUGACUUUGGAUUCCGAGAUGAGAGGAGCGUAUACAUUGGUUCCGGACUUCCUGAAACGAAGGAACAUUGACCAGUCCCUCAUGGACUCCUCAGAAGUCAUCUUGAAUCGAUGCACAAUUGAACUUCUGUAUCUGAAGGGAAUCGUCAUUCUGCACAGACGGUACAUCAGGCAUAAUCAGCACGAUGCCAAGUUCGAAUCCUCCCGCCGCUUUUGCGUAGAAGCCGCACUGGAAAUCCUUACUCGCCAAGCGGACAUGCAUCGAGCGUUCCAGCCCGGUGGCCGUCUCCAAGAAGAUCAGUGGAUGCUUUCAACGCUCACAAUAUAUGACUUUCUCCUUGCUGCAAUGGUGAUCUGUCUGGAUAUCUCUGUACGUUUAGAAUCACAAUCAACAUUCAGAGACGAGAGCGGAAGCAAUGAAUUUGUUUCUAGGGAGAUUGUGGCUUUGAGAACGGCACAGCAGAUUUGGGCCGUCAAUAGUCAUCAUUCGUCGGAGUCUCGGAUUGCGUCGCUUGCGCUAGAUCUGAUGACUAGAAAGGUCGCUGAGCGUCAAGCUACAUUCUCAUUUGGCGAUGAGAGUCGGUUAGUAGACCAUGCUCCUGAGGUCAACUUGGAGCUGCUGUACAUGGAACCGAUAUCGGAGAUGAUUGAUGGAACGGAGACACUGGACUGGAUCAUAUUAGACCAGUAUUUCCAAAAUCCUGGCUUUGAUGCAACCCAGCUGGACUCAGGCGAUAAUAUGGCAACUUUAUUUCCAGAUAUUUCUGAAAACACUGACUUCCUAGCUGAUAAUUAG
Penicillium soppii is the source of this 2040-nucleotide messenger RNA. Its product is annotated as fungal specific transcription factor domain-containing protein. The record is from RefSeq and is a predicted model, not a curated record. Gene Ontology annotation, biological process: DNA-templated transcription. The transcript is spliced from 4 exons. The coding region runs from base 1 to 2040 and encodes 679 amino acids. Lineage: Eukaryota; Fungi; Ascomycota; Eurotiomycetes; Eurotiales; Aspergillaceae. Gene Ontology annotation, molecular function: DNA binding; zinc ion binding. Gene Ontology annotation, cellular component: nucleus.